Molecule: messenger RNA, 1158 nt
Organism: Aphanomyces astaci
Lineage: Eukaryota; Oomycota; Saprolegniomycetes; Saprolegniales; Verrucalvaceae
Exons: 7
Coding region: 40-1059 (339 amino acids)
Biological process (GO): transmembrane transport
Cellular component (GO): membrane
Molecular function (GO): transmembrane transporter activity
Source: RefSeq, a predicted model, not a curated record
AGAGAUCGCAUCCAUUGCUGACAACCAAGACAGGGCAGCAUGCAGGAACAACACCGCGUGUUGUGCCUUGGCCAAGUCAUCUCGCUCUUCAUCACCAUCACAAGCAUAUGCACUCAAGUGCUUACCCAAAACUACAACGUACACUUGGCGACCACCCAGUCUGUCGGGAACUACUUCUUGCUGAUGGGAUACCUCGUUCAUCGAUGGUGGACGCGCGAAGAUGGGUCGUCAGAUACACCGUGGUGGAAGUACACGCUCCUCGCGUUCGCGGACGUCGAAGCCAACUUCCUCGUCGUGUUGGCAUACAAGUAUACGACCAUCAGCAGCGCCAUGCUUCUGGACUGCUUUACCCUUCCCGUGGUCAUGUUCCUCUCCAUCACGUUCCUCCACGCCAAGUACGCCACACAACAUUACGCGGGCGUGGGGUUGUGUCUCUUUGGCAUUUGCUUCCUUAUCGUGUCCGACAUCAUGAACUACAAGGACUCGUCGUUCGCGUCCGACAGCUUCAACACCACCGCCCUCGUUGGCGACGCGCUCUCGUUGCUCGGCGCCACCAUCUAUGGCGUCUCCAACGUCGCGCAAGAGUACUUUGUCAAAACCAAGUCCCGCAGCGAAUUUCUCGGCAACCUCGGUCUCCAUGGCUUUGUCAUCUGCGGCAUCCAAGCCUAUGUCGUCGAGCACGAUGCGUUCGUUGCCAUCACAUGGUCUACUGGAAGCGCCGCCUUUCUCGCGCUCUACGUGGCGGCGCUCUUCCUCAUGUAUUCUGUCACAGCGAUCAUGCUUCGCGACGGAGACUCGGCCAUCUUCAACAUGUCGCUGCUCACGUCCGACUUUUUCGGUGUCCUCGCGGGCAUCUACCUCUUCCAUGAGAGCCUCAGCUGGCUCUACUGCGUCGGGUUUGUCUGCAUCUUGGCGGGGCUUGCGGUGUACACGCGCGCACCUUCCCCUACCGCCACAUCCAAAGUUGCGCUGCAUGAUGCCUGCUUGCUUCUGGACCACUCGGCAGCCGCUUCGUCGCCUCAACGAGGGGGGGAUGCCAUGUCGACCCCCACGGCGUAGCACAUGAUCAAUUCUAGGAGAGUGUGAGCGAGAGGUUGGGAUUGAUUGUGCAUCAAGCGCUAACCUUAUCAACUGGACUGUACCCUACUUGAGCCUGAC